AUUGGUACUGGUACUAAUGUUGGACAUUUUGCAAAGUUGUGUUUUGUUAAAAAAAGUAUUUAUUUUUGAUAAUAAUUAACAGUGUUUUUGGUUUUUAUCAGAACAGUAUCGAUCUAGCAAAGGGUAAAGAAGAUGUCCAGUCAAGCGCAGUUCAGUUUUCCUGAUUUUCCAUUUCAGGAAUUGGACACUAUACAAAUUAUGACUGGUGAUAUGAAUUCUCCAAAUCUAGAUGAUGAUGUCACAUUGGAAUCUCACAUGCAAUUCAAUUACAUACCACCAGAUGUGCCAGACAUUCCUUUGCAGCCAGCAUUAAUAAUAGGACCUCCUGUUCGGACACCUAUUCAAAAUAAUCAUAAUUUCAAAGUGGAAAUUAAUAGCGCUGAUGUCAACAGGAAGAAGUAUUUGUAUUCUAGCCAAUUGAACAAAAUAUAUGUGGACAUAAACUGUAAUUUCGCCGUGCAAUUCUCAUGGGAGGGAAUUAUUGCCAAACCAUUGUACGUACGUGCUACAGUCGUGUUCUCUGAUGAGGAUCAAGCUGAGAAACGAGUAGAGCGAUGCAUACAGCACCGCCACGAAAGCAUUACAGAUGACUCCAUCCGCAUGAACGUGUUGCGUUCAUCGCGCGAGGUGGGCACCCAGGGCGUGUUCUACCACGGGGACCCGUCGAGGGCUGACUCCUGGUACUCGGUCCUGGUCGAGAUGAAUAACACCGGACAAUCCACUAUACACGCCUACAAGUUCGUCUGCAAGAACAGCUGCUCCUCCGGUAUAAAUAGAAGAGCUAUCGCUAUCAUAUUCACAUUAGAGGACGCGUUCGGAAACGUGUAUGGCCGCGAGAUGACAGGAGCGAGAGUGUGCUCUUGUCCGCGACGUGACUUGCUGAAGGACGAAGAGAGCGAAGGCGUGUUCAAGAGUGGCAAGAAACGCGUGCCCGCCAACCAGAUUAACAAAUCUAAGACAAAGAAGAUAAAGAUCGAAGUUGUACCGAACGGGCAGGCGGCGUUCGACACAAAUUUGAUUACUUUACCACAGCUCCAAGUGGUCGGUGCAAAUGUGAUGACAGCCGGCCUGGAGAUGAUGGUCCGUAUGAUGGAGCAGGGCAUCGCGGCACGCAGCGACGACUCCCAGUACGUCGCCAACUGCUCCGCGUGUGUCACCUCCCUAAAGGCUGCGAUACAACAAUACAAGCACGCUGACUCGCAGUGAGUCUUUUACAACUUAAAGAGUAUUAAUCUGAGGUUAUUCGGUGCUGUUGCACUUAAUAUAAAGUGUAAUUUUGAAUGCGUUUGCAUUUUAGCUGUGUGUUUAAGUAUUUUUAUUGCGUACUGUAAUAGGUUUCAAGGAGAUUUUUGUUUUAAUUUUCUUUUAUAAGUACACUUCAUUUUUUAGUUGAAUUUCACUAUAGUUAUAUUCAGCUUAAAUUUGAAUGUGCAGGAGUGCAACCAGUCAAGGGUAAAGAUGUUUAGAUAAAUAAUUGUUAUUCUGUUAAGUUGUAUACAAUUAUACAUUUAUGUUCCAUUACUGAUAUAAUUACGUAAAUUCCUUAUGUAUAAUUACAUAUUGCGUAUACACGAAUGCUAAAUCGAUAAAUAUAUUUAAAGAAAAAUGUUUAAAAUAAUUGACAAUCUCAAUGUUUAAGUGUUUUUUCUUUAAAAAAUUUAUCAAAUCUUAAUUAUGUUCAGUUAAUAAGAACUUUAAUGUUUCAUUUAUUUGUAAUAUUAUCUACAUAUUAUGUAACACAAGGUUUCUAUUAUAACAUAUGACAGUGACAGAAUGGCGUAGCCUCUGGUCUUUUUGAUGUGAUGUUGACCAUAGAGUAUAAUGUGUUUUGAUUCAACUUAAUGAGCGUUGCUUUGUUGCAUUUUGCAAUUAUUUUCACCGGAAAUUUUUGAUUUUUUAAGCGUUUUCAACUUUGAGAUCCUUUUUAUAGUUUUUUGGUUAUUUCAAUCAUGAUUACAACAAUUUUUUAAGUGAUCUUAGAUAAGUUCUUUAUUAAUGUACAUAAUUAAUUUUAAGUUUCCAGUGAUGGUGUCUUUGAUUAGUGCUAUGAAAGUUAUUAAUUUUCAUUUGAACCAGUUUCCAUCAUGAUAAUAUAGAAAUUAAUCAUUAGUUUCUUUUUAUAGUUAGUAUUGUUGUUUAUGUACGAACUGAUAAUUCUUUAUGUCAUUGUUUCUCAAGGUAUAAAAUAUAAUGCGACCCUUGCACGAUAUAAAGUUAACUUUAAUAUGAUUUUUAUAACAGUUACAUUUUGUAAACCGACUUGUAGCUAGGUUUGUAGCUGUUGAUGGUGGAAAGGUUAAUCAAUUU
Diatraea saccharalis (sugarcane borer) is the source of this 2307-nucleotide messenger RNA. NCBI's taxonomy places the organism in Eukaryota, Metazoa, Arthropoda, Insecta, Lepidoptera, Crambidae. The record is from the annotation of a GenBank genome assembly.